UUUGAAAUUUUCCUUUUUCGAUUAUCUGUGAAAGUGAUAAAAUGCGUCUGUGGAGAAAGAAUAGGUGACAAUGUCAUCAUGGACCAGGGAGCUAGAUGAGGCUUCCAUCUUAGCAACAAAGCAAGGGUGGUGGCAUGUCUUGCUGUUUUAUUUGCUCUGUGGAUUGGCUGCUAUACCAACAUCAUUUUUGGUGUUUUCUCAGGUGUUCACAAACGCAACACCUGGACACUGGUGUGCUCCUCCUCCGGAGUUGAGGGUUCUGGACGACGAGCUCUACCGAAACUUGACCGUACCAGAACAGCAUGGUGUCUUUGACAGCUGCAGAGCUUACAGCGUCGAUUCGAGAGAGUUCUUUGUCUAUUUGGAAAGGUUUAAUAGGUCCCAGGAUGUCAACACGAACGAAAGUUUUCCAUUCAACGUAUCUACUUCAGUUAUAACAGAAGCCAUACUAGCUGUACGUAGCGAUGAAGCAAAGAAAUGCGAGAACGGAUGGAGUUUCAGCACAGAGCUUUACAAACGGACUUUGGUUACCCAGUACUUAUUGGUGUGCGAUGCUGACUGGUUACCGCGUACCAGUAAUGCUUUAUUUUGGGUCGGAUCUAUCUUUGGAAACCUGUUUUUUGGAUGGAUGUCUGACAGAUAUGGCAGACGCCCCACAAUCCUGCUAAUGAUUCUUCUCCAAGUGCCUCUAUCAAUCGCCACUUCAUUCCCUGGAAAUUACUGGAUCUAUGUCGUGUUGAGAAUAUUCUGUGGAUUGUUCUUUCCAGCGUUAUACCAGUUACCAUUCAUACUUGCUCUAGAAUUAAUGCCGCCAGCACAAAGAACAAAUGCUGGAAUCGUUGUUGGCAUGCUGUUUGCAAGUGGUAUGUGCUUACUCGCUCUACUAGCGUAUGCACUUCGAGAUUGGUUCUACUUAUCACUAGCUACGAGCCUACCAUUUCUACUAUUAUUCGGAUACGUCUUUAUUCUGCCAGAAUCACCAAGAUGGUUGGUUGGAAGAGGGAGAAUCGCUGAUGCUGAGAAGGUCCUAAUAAGUAUUGCUAAGAGAAACGGCAUCACUCUGCCGCGAGGUUUCUUACUGGAGUUACACAAAACAAUAAAAGAAGAAGAUGACCUCGAACUAUCCAAUGGUCGAAUGCCGAAAAUCAGAAGGACAUCACUCCGAGAGGAAUACAUAGAAAGAAGAAUUAGCAAUAUGCCAUCAUUCAAACCAGAUUUUAAAAGAAUAGCCGAAAUUAAUGAAGAAUUAAACGAGAAUUCAUUAUUAAAUGCCAACGAUAGUAAAAAUGACGACGGAAGUGAAUCUCAAGCAUCAAAUAAUGAAAAAAGCAUAAUAUUACAAAUGAGUACCUUAAGACGAAAAUCUAUACAAAUAGUAAAUAGACUCAUAAGUAUUGAAGAUGAUGAUAUCGAGAAUAAAAUAAUGGACGAUCAAAAUUCCGAAGGGGAUUGUGAAGCUUCGCUUUUGGAUAUAUUCAGAUAUCCGAAUAUAAGGAAGAAAUUCUUUAUUCUUACCUUCAAUUGGGUAGCUGUUGGUGUAGCUUAUAAUAGCUUAAGUUAUAACACACCCAAUUUAGGUGUUGAUGACUAUUUAGCAUUUUUUAUUGGUGGUGCAGUAGAGCUACCCUCUUAUUUCAUAGCAUGGCGUUGUAUCGAAAGAUAUGGAAGACGAUGGGUAUUUUUUAGUUUCGCUACAAUUGGAGGAAUCGCUUGCGUUUGCUGCGGAUUAGUUCCUGAAGAUUUACCAUGGGUAACGGUAUCUCUUGCCAUGCUGGGUAGACUAUCUGCUGCGGCUUGCUUUGCUGUAUUCUACGUUCAAAUUGGGGAGCUUUUGCCUACUGUUUUGAGAGCUCAAGCAAUGGGUGCCUCGUCUUUCAUCGCUGGUGUUGGUCUACUGGCCUGCCCUUAUAUUGUAUACUUGGCAGUGAUCUUCAAGGCUUUACCAUUGCUCAUCAUUGGUGUACUAAGUAUAGCUGCUGGUUUCACAUCACUAUUUCUACCUGAGACCUUGAACCAGCCAUUACCUCAAACCCUGGGUGAUGGAGAGCUUUAUGGAAGAGACUUCAAGAUACUCAGCUGCGUACAAGAAGAGGAAUGAUGAUUCCGAAACUAAAUCAGUCCAAUUGUGUCAAUCAGAGUCGUUUAUUAAUAGUUAACAGUUACUUGAAUGAUUUAGUUAGUGCCACUGGUUCAGUUUGUACCUAAGUUUGCGGAGGCCAUUCUACUUAUGUUAUUUUAAGUAUUAAAAUUACUAAAUGCUACGCGGGUACACUGCGUUAAAUAGCGGUAGAGAUUCACUCUAUUGUUACAGUAUUUUUUUUUAAUUUUAUCAUGAAUGUAAAAAAAUUAUUA
Molecule: messenger RNA, 2352 nt
Organism: Pieris napi
Lineage: Eukaryota; Metazoa; Arthropoda; Insecta; Lepidoptera; Pieridae
Product: beta-alanine transporter-like
Exons: 12
Coding region: 71-2098 (675 amino acids)
Biological process (GO): transmembrane transport
Cellular component (GO): membrane
Molecular function (GO): transmembrane transporter activity
Source: RefSeq, a predicted model, not a curated record